AUGUUUAAAAAGAAAUGUAAGCAAGACUAUGUGUUGAACAUAGGAUAUGUCCAAGGGUUAGAGGUUUUUGAAGGAAAAGAAGUUGUGCUAAAAUGGAGGAGAGGGAAAAAAGAUACAAAUAAAGGAAAAUUUAAUUCAAUGAGAGUUUUGAAAGGGGUUGCAUUAGCUGGAACUGAUGCAGUAAUUAAAUUACAUUGUACUUUAUUUGAGAAAUCAACACCAGGAUUUUAUGAAGAAAAAUUGUUACAAUUUAUUAUAGAAAAUAUUGAAGGAAAAAGAAUUGUUAGUGGAGUAAUUGAUUUAGCACAACAUGCUGGAUUAGAUGGUAGUAAUAGAGAUAUAGUUAUUGAUUUAAAAGGAAAAGGAAAAGUUAAGAAAGCACGACUAUUUAUAAAAAUAAGUUCUACAGAAGGUGUUGUCACUGGUCAAUCAGAAAAUACUGAAAAUCUUGUAUUAACUGAUGAUGAUGAAAUGAGUAUAUCUUCAGGACCAGGAGUUGAUGCAGUUGAUCCAAUUCAUAAUGCCUUAAUUCAAAAAAUGAGAGAAAAAGAAGAACAAGAAGAAUUAGAAUUACGUCAAAAACAAUUAAAAGAAAGAGAUGAAACUAAGGAAUUAAAUUCACAAAAUGUAGAAGUAACAGUAACAAAUCCUGUUGAGAAAAAAGAAGAAAUAACAUUACAUUCAAUUUAUGAGGAAAAACAAAAUAAUAUACCAGAACCAAAAGAACCAAUAAAAGAAAAUAAAGAGUCUCAAGAAAAUGAUACAGAAAGAGUUCAAAGUCAAUUAGAAUCAAAAGAAGAUAUAAAUAAAGAAGAAAUAAAAACGGAAGAAAUAACAAAUAAUAUUGAAAUCCAACCACAAAAUAGCAGAAAUACUACAGAACAAGAAAAUAUUACAUUAACUGAAAAACAACAAGUGGAAGAAUUUUUUAAAACAAAAAGAAAUUGUAAAGAAAUUAUUGAAAUAUUAAAAAAAUGUCAAGAACCAAUAAAUGUAAAUGAAGUAAUUAAACGAUAUGUUGAAGCAAUUACACAAAAUCUCCUUCCAUUAUUGAACAGUUGUUUAUUUUCCAAAAGAAGUAUUUCAGAAUAUACUAAUUCAGAAGUUGAACAAAUAACAUCAAAGAUAAUAAUGAAAAGUAUUAAAAAUAAUAAUGAAAUGAUGGUAGAAGAAGGAUGUUCAAAUGAAAUGAUAAAAAGAAUAAAUAAACAAAUAUUUCAUAAUUUAUCAUAUUAUGUAUUAGAUACAUUAAUUCAAGAACCAGAAAAUAUUUGCUGUAGUAAAGGAUUCCAAUUUAAAUUUUUUAUGACAUAUAUGGACAUGCUAUCUUUGGAUGAUGAAUAUAAAAUAUUUAAAGAAGAAUAUCAACAAAUGAACCUUAUAACUGAUAUUGCUAAUGUUUUUAUGCAACAUCACUGUAUUUCAGUAGAUGAAAUUUAUACUCUUUUUCCAACAUUAUCAAAUGAAAUUAUUUACAAAUUAUUAUCCAAUUUUCAUACUGAUGAUAUGGAUCAAGAACCUGUUAAAUCUGGUUUUUUAGAGUCUAUUCAAACAAAAUGUUCAAAUGAACCAAUACCAACACGUUACACAUUUGUAGCAAAUUAG
Molecule: messenger RNA, 1605 nt
Organism: Entamoeba nuttalli P19
Lineage: Eukaryota; Evosea; Mastigamoebida; Endamoebidae
Exons: 1
Coding region: 1-1605 (534 amino acids)
Source: RefSeq, a predicted model, not a curated record